AAGUGAACAGAAUGUAAACAGAGAGCCAGCUUUAAUAACACAGAAAUAUGUUUGCAUAUUAACUGAAGGACUAUAUCUGCGUGUGUUUCUCUGGUCCUUGCUGUUCCACUCAGGUCUCCACAUGGCAGUAGGAUAACAUCUGUGCAGGUUUCCUUAUAGAGGCUGUAGGUGGAGGUUUGGCCACAGCUUUCUGUGGGGAUCUUCAGGGGGAGUGGUCUUCUUCAGGUGGCUGAAGGUGGAGGUUUGACCGCAGUGAUCUGUCAGAGGGCAUGGCGUAUAUAGAGGAUAAGAAAUAUAUCCACAGAGACCUGAGAGCAGCCAAUGUCCUGGUGUCAGAGAGUCUGCUCUGCAAAAUCGCUGACUUUGGACUGGCAAGAGUUAUAGAGGACGACGAAUACUCUGCCAGAGAGGGAGCCAAAUUCCCCAUCAAGUGGACGGCUCCAGAGGCCAUCAACUACGGAUCCUUCACCAUCAAGUCAGACAUCUGGUCCUUCGGAGUUCUGCUCUAUGAGAUUAUAACAUACGGGAAAUGCCCCUACCCAGGUAUGACCAAAGGAGAGGUGAUUUCCUCGGUGCAGCGCGGCUACAGGAUGCCUCAGCCUGACAGCUGUCCUGACGAGCUCUACGCCAUCAUGACGUCCUGCUGGAAGCACAAACCUGAAGACAGGCCCACCUUCGAGUACCUGCAGAGUGUCCUGGACGACUUCUACACCGCCACAGAGGGACAAUACCAGCAACAACCAUAGAGAGGGACACUUUCAGCCAGAAAUUAUAUUUGGAGCUGCUUUGGAUGUGUUGUUAUAGUUGUAAUAUUUUGUAUAUACCAGACUAAUGUCUAAAGCCCUAACAAUCUUGAAAUGUGCUCCUAUACAUGUUUACAAUGUGUUUCUUAUAUAUUUGCUGUUAAGAACAUUUCCCUGGAUUUACCGUACUGUACUAUUCAAAGUGUAUGUGCUAUUCCAGUACCUGACCAUCUCAAAUUCAAUGUAUGUUUGAAAGGGACAGAACAAAUAGGUGACAUUAUACAUAAGAGUUUGCAAUGCUAGGACACAAUGUCUUUAUUCCUGUCCAAAAAGCUGCCUAAAAGAGACUGGAUGUGUAUAUAAUGUGGCAACAAUUGAAAAAGGGCCAUGCUGUAUUUACGAUUAGCUGUUUGACUUCACACAAUCAUUUCUCCUUUUAUAUAGUGUAAAUGACUGAAUUUCACAUUUCAUGACUUAUUAUUUCGUAAGCUGCUCUAACAAUGUUCUUCAAUCUCUAACAAAAUAUUCUUUAAUCAUUUUCUGUUUGUUAACUGUUUCUUGAAUAUCCUGAUCAUCUCUGAACCCCACUUCAUAUUGAAGUUAUUUAGCAUUUGUUUAAUUGUUUAAUUGGUGUGAAUAUGUUAUCUGUAUUAUUUCAACUGUACAUAUAUAGUGGGCUAUUAUAUAAUUAAAUGUCUGGCUUUGACAUAUUGUGA
Molecule: messenger RNA, 1459 nt
Organism: Gymnodraco acuticeps
Lineage: Eukaryota; Metazoa; Chordata; Actinopteri; Perciformes; Bathydraconidae
Product: tyrosine-protein kinase Lyn-like
Exons: 3
Coding region: 270-746 (158 amino acids)
Biological process (GO): positive regulation of kinase activity; protein phosphorylation; cell surface receptor protein tyrosine kinase signaling pathway
Cellular component (GO): signaling receptor complex
Molecular function (GO): ATP binding; transmembrane receptor protein tyrosine kinase activity
Source: RefSeq, a predicted model, not a curated record